Hemicordylus capensis (graceful crag lizard) is the source of this 6724-nucleotide messenger RNA. RefSeq names its product zinc finger protein 619-like. The transcript has 2 exons. Gene Ontology annotation, biological process: regulation of transcription by RNA polymerase II. The record is from RefSeq and is a predicted model, not a curated record. Gene Ontology annotation, cellular component: nucleus. Gene Ontology annotation, molecular function: DNA-binding transcription factor activity, RNA polymerase II-specific; RNA polymerase II transcription regulatory region sequence-specific DNA binding. Bases 180 to 1301 code for a protein of 373 amino acids. Lineage: Eukaryota; Metazoa; Chordata; Lepidosauria; Squamata; Cordylidae.
CCCAGCUCAGGCCAGGCAGGUUCUUUUGUUCUGCAGCGGCCGGGCGGUGAGAGGUUUCCCACCGGACGCUCAUCUCCUCCCCACCCACCGCCGGCCCAUUGAAACCAUCAGCUGCCGCAGAUCACAAUGCAAAACAGCUAUGGCCCUGUAGCUGAACGCGCUCUUGUUCCUGGUGCCCAAUGGAGCCAUCUCACAGGUGGCAUGUCGACAGGGGUGAUGGGCAUUCAGCGGAGCUGCAGGCAAAGGCUCGGGUGCUGGUGCCCGGCGGGAGUAGUUGGCCAAGAGCGGAGAACCGUGGCGGCAUCGGGCUUGAGAAUCAGGUGAUAGAAACCUGCCCCCCAGGUCCUUGGGCCCACUAUGUGCAGACCCCACUCAGCAAUGACAUCCCCCAGAACCAUAUGGUCAUAGAGGACAGGCCUUCCCACCCUGAGAUCUACAGCAUUGCCCUGUGGGGGCCAAAACUGCAUUCAGCGCUGACCAGACACAGAGGGGGGCGGUCCAAUGUGCAGGCCUCUUCUUCUGCCUCUAAGCAUCACGGUCCGUCGGGAGAGGGAGACUCAACGGAUGAAGGGUCCUUGGUGCUGAUUGACGCCGAAGGGGUGCCCCACACCGUGUCACGGCAGGAAGUGGAGCUGGCCGGGCAGGUGCAAUCCUCGGAGCCUGAGCUGCUGGCAGCAGCUCCCCCACCACGGCAGCUGUAUUUCUGCCCCAUUUGCCUACGGACGUUCCUGUACCAGUCGGACCUGGAGCGCCACAGCAUCACCCACUCGGAGAGCAAGCCGUACGUGUGCCGCGAGUGUGGCAAGGCCUUCAAACGCUCCUCACACCUCCAGCGGCACAAGCACAUCCACACCGGCGAAAGGCCCUUUAGCUGCCCGGUUUGCCGCAAGGGCUUCCGGGAAUCUGGCGAACUUUUGCGCCACCAGCGGGUGCACACAGGGGAGAAGCCUUACCAGUGCCAGAUCUGCCGGUUACGCUUCACGGAGCGCAAUACCCUCCGCCGCCACGCCAAGCGCAAGCAUGCCCGCGAGACCUACUAUCAGCGCUCCGUUGAGGAGGGUGGCGGCAGCUGGGCUACAGCGGGAGACUGGGAGUCGGAAGUGGUGGCAGACAGUGACUGGGGGACACAGGAGCUUGGGAGUGGCUGGACCAAUGAAGCGGUGGAGGACUGGGUUGGGGAUGGCAGCCAUUGGGGGGAAGCUGCCGAAGGCGGGACAGGAAAUACUCCUGUAGCCAUGUCGCAACUACCAGAGGGAGAACACACAAAGGAUGAAGACAAACCUGGGAUCCAGCCCUCGUAAAUGUGCAAAUGUUGCAGGUUCCAGGGAUGAAGAAAGUCUGGGAAAUGGACUGUGUCCUGCAAUUACCUAUAGGGACUUAAAUCUCUGUAACUGCACCAAGACUUUUCAAGGAAGAGCAUGGAACCCCUUCCUAGAACUGCUCUAGAAUGUCGAGGGCCUUGAAAUAUCCAUGAUUGGGUCUCUGGGUGGGCAUUAGCAAGGAAUGGAGGAUGCAGGUGGUGGGCAGGGAAUUAUGACUGUUCCCUCCUUCUACCAAUGGUAUUUAUGCUAUCCAGAGCUGUUGGGGGAUUGGAGGGACAGCAUCACACAUUAAAUCUUGUAAGUGGGUGGAGCAAAUGAAACUGGGGUUUGAGCUGUUUAUGGUUUCCCUGAAGAAUGGGUGCUGGGAGAGGUAGGUUCCCCUUCCAUUUGUACCAAAUGAAAUGUUGAUACAUGGUAAACCGCUGUAAGUUUGUUGCCCCUUUCCUGGCUUGUUUUGUUUCCUUUUAAGAUCAGUCUCCGUGCGAUGAGGCAUUUUACAUUUGCAGAUAUUUCAAUGAAUUAACAUAUGCAAAAGAGCUGUAUUGUUUUUCUCUCCUUCCCACUCCCCUGGUUGUUCUGAGAAAGGUUAUCUAAGGAACACAGGCACCCCAGUUGCCAAUCAUCCUAGUGCCUGUGCCUAGAGUUUGACAGCAGGAGAGUGAAAAAGUCUGGGUAUGCUUUGCACUUCUUCGCCAGGUGUUGGGGAGUGAGGCAAAACCCUCGUGAGUAGGCUUAGAUCUCAUUUUGAUACAUGUCUGGAAGGCAAUGAAGGCCUUGAAGGGAUAUACGAGUGGCAGAGUGUGUGUAUUUGGCCUUCCCUUUUUUUGGCCUUCCUUUCUUCUCAGCGUCUGGAGAUGAGGUGAGGUUGGCACCUCAGUUCUAUGUUCACAGAUUUAAAAGUACAUUCCAUUGAAAUCAGUCAGAUUUACUUUUAAAUACAUGUGUUGAGGAUUGAGGUGUUAGGCUGUGACCCUGUUCUGAAGUGCCAAGGGUGUGACAUAGAAUGAACAGGACAGUUGUACCAACACAACAUCUACCUCCGCACAUAUUAACUGGUUUAACUGUCAUGGCUCCUCCCAAGGAAUUUUGAUAAUGUUCUGGGAGAGUGCUGAGGAUUCUCUGUCAGAGAAUCUGAGUACAAGGGUUCCCAACCUUGGGCCCCUGGAUGAUGUACUCUCAUCAUCCCCAGCCAAAAUGGUCUUUGGCUACUGUGGCUGGCAAUUAUGGGUGCUGUAGAUCAACUAUAUCUCAGGAUCUAAGAUUGGGAACAUCUGGGCGUUUUUAGUUUGGAAAAGAGGCAACUAUGGGGAGACAUGAUAGAGGUAUAUACAGUUAGGCAUGGAGUAAAGAUAGUGGACAGAGAGAAAAUUUUCUUCCUCUAUCACAACACUAGAACCAGGGGUCAUCCCAUGAAACUGAAGGCCAGGAAAUUUAGGACCAACAAAAGGAAGUACUUUUUCACACAGCGCAUAAUUAAUCUAUGGAAUUCUCUGCCCACGGCAUGUGGUGAUGGCCACUAGUUUGGAUGGCUUUAAAAAGCGCUUAGACAAAUUCAUGGAGGACAGGUCUAUCAAUCGCUACUCACCUGGUGGCUAUAGGUCACCUCCAACCUCAGAGGCAAGAUGCUUCUAAAUACCACUUGCAGGGAAGCAACAGCGAGAGAGAGAGGGCAUGCCUGUGGGCUUCUCAGGGGCAUCUGGUGGGCCACUGUGUGAAACAGGAUGCUGGACUAGAUGGGCCUUGGGCCUGAUCCAGCAGGGUCUUUCUUAUGCUAAUCCCUGCCUAGGCCCAUCACAGAACUACAUUUCCCAGGGUUCCUUGCAAUGGAGGAGGGAGCUUUGUUGUAAUAUACAAUUACCAUUAGCUGAGGGAUUCUUAAACUUUGUAACAGUGAGCCUUCCAAAACUGACCAAGCAAUUGUUCAACACACACGUGCGCACACCUCUGCCAUGGCAGACCAAUAGAGGAAUCCUUUUUCAGUCUACAUCCUUCCAUUUUAAAACCAAGCAAGUUUAAAGAAGUGGAAGGAAAGAGGUUUACAUGACCCCACAAGGUGCUCUAAGAUCAAGAGCACAAAGCUUUAGGAAAGAUCAAGGUGGUUGGUUUGGAAUGGCCACCACUGCCGAGCAAGUGUUGCUAUACUAGUUUGAUGCCCAAUCCAGACAACCUGGGAGGGAAGUGAAUGUCGAACUUGAACCUCACCUAUGCUUCCUUAGAGAGACCUGUGUGUCACUUUAAAAGCCACUGCCCUCACCAAAUGCAUGAUGUCCCUCACAAUGCAGGACAUUUAAGAGGUACAUAAAAUCCUGCAGAUGGAGAGAUCAAUAUUAUGACCUCAAAGUGGGAGGUGAAUUUUACUAAGAAGCAUGCCAAAAAUGAGGGUUUUGAUACAAUAAGUGUUUAGACUCCAAAAUGAGCAAUUAACCCAGAACAGAGGUUACUUUGCAAUAUACUAUGAACCAGAGUUCUAUAAGUUUGCAUAUAUUUGCUGGAUGAAUAUUAGCUGCAUAUAAUGAAAUGGAUGAGUCGCCCUCCUUCAGCCUUUCUGCUGUCGUACUUAAUACCAACUCAAAUCUGCCCAUGGGCUGAGUUGCACAACUGUCCAUCAAGGACCUGUAUCCAGGGUCACAGCCUUGUUCCCUUGCUUCCUUUCUCACAAUCAUCAGUGCAAAUUAGAAUCUCCAUUUCAGCAAUGAACGUGAAUUGAAUAUGUGACUUCCUUAAAAUUCCUCUCCUAAUCAAGAUCCCCUUCAGAAAAAACCAAAACAGUGAGUGCAGGAGUGGCUUGAAACCGAAUUUAUGUGCAGUGGUUCUCUGUGUGGAUCUGUCACUAUCGAGUGGCUUUCUCCAUGGUACUGCAAGAUAUCCCUGCCAAUAGUUUGCAGCAGCAUGGCGCAAAGUGGCAGAAUCCAAUCUGCAAGGUGAACCAUUUCUCACAAACACUUGCUGCCAUAUGGAUUCUGUUUCAGGGGCUGCUCUUUAAGUGGGCUUAAAGUUGAUGCUGAGCAAAUUUUUUGAAUAGAGGACUUGAUUAAUGUUCAAAGGGUUGUCCUCAUUUAGCAUACCUGAUCCUAGCAAAUAAUAUAAGCCAGGGGUUUCCAACCUGGGAUCCCCAGAUGUUGUUGGACUACAACUCCCACCAUCCCCAGCCACAGUGACCAAAGGCAGCCGUUGUAGUUGUAGUCACAAGCAGUGGGUCCAUGAUCACACACACCCCUUUCCAAACAGCAAAUGAUGCCAGGAGGCUGGGCAGGGAUGUAGGCCAUGCAAUCUACACGGGGGAAAGAGCUAUUUGAGCAUGCAAAAUCUCUUUUAGCAGGACUCCCACACCUCCCAACUUGGGAGCACAGAAGGCUUCAGUGGUGUGCCUUUUGUCUGUGUGAGUGAAGAAAUGAAUGUGCAUGAGAGGAUGCUUGCAUCACUUGUGUGUGAGAAUGAGUGUGUGCCCCCUGGGUGCUGCAGAUUGGCCAGUUAAAAUGGGCAAUGUGGUGUCUAUACACACACAAAGUCUCCACACGAGGGCUUGAAUCAUGCCUCUUUGUGUUUCUGAAGGAAAGCCAAGAUUCUAAGGGUUCUGCUUCGGUUAUCUGUUUCUAACAGCACUUAACUAUCAUGGCAAUUUCUUCUGUUCUCUGUAGAUGGUUUUAUAGGAGAGCGGGUAGAAAGGGCAAAAUAUCCCUCUGAAAAAUUCACACGCAGACACACACACACACACCGGAGCCCUGUAGUUGGCAGUGGUAGCGCAAAUUGCAGCUGCUUAAUAAGCAAGCUAACUUUGUACACGUUCCCCUCCCAACCACUAGCUCAAACCAGACAGGGCAUAGCUGCCUCAGGUCUGUCCCUCCAGCGAUUCCCCCCCUGCCUCCGCCCCCUAUGCCACUAGGGAUAAAAACAGCAUCUCUUUCAGCUCCAAAGCCUGACUAGCAUUGCAAAACAUGGCGGCCUGUUUCAUUCAGGCCCUGUUGUCCAGCCUGGCACAUUUCCAUCUGAUGACAUCGCCUCCCUUCUCAUCUUAGGAGCUCCCUCGCUCUUUCUCAACAAGCUGCAUGCAAGUGGGAGGGACAGAGCCGGCCUUUUGCCUUGAACUACCUCCAGGGCUCUCUUAUAUGCCCAGGCCUCCAAGUUAUCUUUGUUGCCAUGGAGACCACCUUGAGUGCACAGUUGGGUUGUUACAAGCAGAAUCUUUGUUAAGUAGGGCCUCAAGGCCUCUUGGCUCUGGUGAAGGCUGCAGAAGGAUUAGAUGAAAACACACGAUCCCCAAUCUCUUUUUUAUUUUCUUCUAUCCACGGGGACGUGAACCUCUGGAAAUAAGGGAAAUGAGUUAUGGAAGCUGUGUUUUGGGAUUGUUUCCAGUGCAGUGCACCAUUAAGUAUAUGUUCAGGCCACCUGCUUUUUCAUGGGAUGUGGCCUAGGACAAGGAUUCUCAAACCUGGGUCCCAAGAUAUUGUUGGACUACAACUCCCACUACUGGCCACCAUGGCUGGGGAUGAUGGGAGUGUAGUCUAACAACUUUUAGAACCCUUGAGGGCAUCUUUUAAGCAGCUGGCCGAGUCUAUACCUCCUCCUGAGUGUUGGUUCCUAGUCUGGACUCUUUUGGGUUUUCUUGCAGGGAAAUAAGUGCCUCAUUAAAGAGACACAAGUUUCCCUGCAGUGUCUGAAUAGACACCACAAGGAUCAUUGUCCCUGCAACUUUCACACUUGAAAUGGCUGGCUUGGGUGCUUUCUAGAGUAGUGGUUCCCAACCUGGGGGCCUCCAGAUGUAGCUGGACUACAACUUCCAUAAUCCUCAGCUACAAUAAAUGUAAAUGGGAGUUUUAGUUCAGCAACAUCUGGAGGCCCCCAGGUUGGAAACUUCUGCAUAGAUCUGCUCCUGAGAAAGCACCCCAGAUGUCAUUCAAAACUGCAGCCCAGAAGGCUUGCUCGGGAGAUCUCUUCACCUGAGAAAGCAGCCUUCUAUAGGUUUCUGACUCAAUUUAGUGGCAUUGUAUUUGAGGUGAGGUGGAAAGUUCUGUCCAUUGUUCAUUUAGUGUUGGGGUAUUCACACAUGCAAAUUGUCACUUGAUGCUGCAGAUGUCAAGUAAUGAGUAUGCAUGUGUGUAUCAAACAGAAGAGAAACACAGAGAGGUGUCAUUUGAGAAGAGCUGGUACUAAAGUAACCCACUUUUAGCCCUAAGAAAACAUCCCAUCCCAUAUUCAUGCGCACACAACAAAGCCCAAAGAGAAAUAUAAAAAUUGGAUUGAUUCAAAGCCCAAAGGCUCUGGUUUAUCCCUUUUUAUAAUAUGUUUACUGUAUUUAUAUAUGUAUUUUUAUGUACAAAAUUAUGUAAGCUGCCUUAAGGGCCCAAGUGUAGGCCUGCUAGGUAGGUUUAAAAUCCAGAAACAAAUAAACAAUUCAAAAACAA